This is a messenger RNA of Dimorphilus gyrociliatus, 723 nucleotides long. The record is from the annotation of a GenBank genome assembly. NCBI's taxonomy places the organism in Eukaryota, Metazoa, Annelida, Polychaeta, Dinophilidae.
AAUCUAAUGUCUCGUAUCCAUUGACAACGAAAAGCUAGCAUUUCCUUACGAAAGAUCGGCGAAAACAACAUGACCGAAAUGGAAGAAGAAAUUCAGAUGGAAAAACCACAUAUCUAUGUGGAAAGAACUUUAGCUAUAAUUAAACCAGACGCUACAGAAAAAGAAGAAGAAAUUAAAGAUAUAGUUCUGCGGUCUGGUUUUACAAUUCUCCAACGACGAAAGGUUCAUCUUACUCCAGAGCAGGCCAGCGAAUUUUAUGCAGAACACUAUGGAAAGCUUUUCUUCCCCUCAUUAAUUGCCUAUAUGAGCUCCGGUCCAAUAGUAGCUGUGGCACUAUCAAAAGAUAAAGCCAUUUCUCACUGGAGGCAAUUACUCGGUCCAACUAGUACAUUCAAAGCAAGAGACACAAACCCUGAUAGCUUAAGAGCAAUAUACGGGACGGACGAUCAAAGAAACGCUUUACACGGAAGUGACUCUUACUCAAAUGCAGAAAGGGAAAUUCGCUUCUUUUUCCCAGACAGCGUCGUAGAACCAGUUCCUGUUGGCCAAGCCGCAAGGGAUUAUUUGAAAAGGCAAGUGAACCCAACUCUGUUGAAGGGAUUGACGGAAUUGUGUAAGAACAAACCUCAGGAUCCAGUAAUCUGGUUAGCUGAUUGGUUGCUGGAAAACAAUCCUAAUAAACCGUCUAUUAAAGAUCCAAUCAUACAAGAGCCAAUAGCAUAA